AUGGAGCGGGCAUCUUCAGAACCACCAAAAGAAGGUGGAGUAGCAUCUGGGAAUCCCUUUUACUCCAGGAAGGUUCAAUUAGCAUGUGAGGUUGAGUCCCUACGACCCAAAGGUUUGCCAGAACAUUCCCCGGGUUCCGACUUUCAGCCGCUCAGCAACGACCGUGCAGCCACUGGGCAGUGUGUGGGGAAGGGUCGUGGAGGGCAGACGUCGGGCAGAACAACAACAUGCUUUUUGACUCCGCCGAGCAAGCCGCUUGGAAGUGAUCGGGAAACUGGAGUGCGAAGGUCUGAAGGUAGAAUGCCUGAAGAAGUAGAAGCCAAACAAACAAUGGGGAAACUGAAAACUGGUGAUGAUGCGAAGUUUUCUGAUCCUGAAAGUUUACAGCGGGCCUUAGAGAUUGAGGUGGUCUCACAGCUGAGGGAGCAAAAUGCACGACUGAUGGAGGAGUUAGAAACCUAUAGACAGUUGAAGCAUACCCCAAAGUCUGGUGAUGGGUCUUCUCAAUCCUGGGUUGAAAUUCGAGAUGUGCAGAGUGGUGAUGGAAUAGAUGGCCAGGGUUGCAAAACACCUCGGAACACUGUCAAUGUGGGGAAUUCGGUGAGAUAUACCCCAAAUGGCACCCAAGUUCCAACUGGCACACCACCGACAGAUGAGCGUCCGGAGCCUCCUGCACAUGUGUCUGUGCCUCCAGUGCCGCCGUUUCCAACUGGGGGGUCCAGCCUUCAUCCAAACCUGGGUUCAGUCAACAUGUCACCUGGAGUACGGGGGAUGUUCCAGCAGAUCUGGGACGGGUUGACCCUGACCGGGCUGAAGCGAUCAGCAGAGCGUUUCCUGGUGAUGUAUGCCAUCAAGGUCGGGCUGGCAGUUUUGGCAGUGUGCAACAUAAAGAUUGCGAAGGUCACUUGCUUGGCGGAAGUGGUGAUGUAUGUGCACAAGCUCGGGCUUUGGGCACGCCGUCUCUUCAUCAAGGUGUAUGCCAAGAUGGUGUAUGCCACGACGAUCGAGCUUUGGGCACGGUGCAACUUCAUCCAGGUGUAUGCCACGACGAUCGGGCUUUGGGCACGGUGCAACUUCAUCCAAGUGUAUGCCAUGACGAUCGGGCAUCUGGGCAUCACUGACAAGAAUGCAAGGUGUUGGAACUGCGGUUCAAAGGCCCACAGAAAGCAGGAUUGCCCUGUGAAAGGAGGUGGAUCAAGACCCAAGGACGAAACCAAGGUGAACGAGAUGUCAAAUGCCACUACAUCCACGACAUCCACGACGGCAUCACCAGGAGAGUUGAAGUCUGGCAAUCCUGGAAGCGAAGGUGAUGACAUCGCCAAGAGCCUUGGAGAUGGAGGAACGGGAGGUGAGCAAGCAGUGAAGAAUGAAAAAACGGCUGAGCUUCUUCAUGAAGCGACACAGCUGUUAAAGACUCUUCGUAUCCCGCCGAAGCUCAAUGUGAUGCGGAUCAGCGAGCUGGAUCGUGGACGACAAGAUCUAGUUUUGGUGGACUCUGGUGCAACUCAUGCUUUGAGGCCGGCCAGAGACGAUGGUGAAUGGGGCAAUGGUCAACCAACCACUGUGAUGCUGGCUGAGGGGUCAACCAACAGAUUCCGCCUCAAGCCAGGUACCAGGAUCCUCUUGUCAGAUCCUGGAGCUGCGCAGGCAUGGAUUGUGCCAAUGGGUGGUCUAGCUGAUCUGGACUUCACCAUGCAGUGGUCUGGCAAUCAAUGUCAACUACGAGAUGACGAAGGCCGCGAGAUCGAGGUGCUGGUUCAGCAUGGAUGUCCAAUGAUCUCAUUGGCUGAUGGACAGCGUGUCUUGGAGUGGCUGGAGCUUUUUCAAGUACAUCAACAACGAAAGAUGGCCAUGGUGAAAACGUUCAUCAAAAACCCUGAAGAUCUGAAUCCUCUGAAGUUGGGCCUGGAGUUGGCCAUGACGGUGAAGCUUCAACAGCUGUUUCCAGGUGUCCCUGAGGAGAUCAUGAUGAAGUUGGUGCCACGUUUAGAGGCUGUGAAGUCUGAGAUGUUUGGAAGUAUGCUGCCAUGGAACAGGCACAAGCGAAGAAGGCUUCAAAAAGCAAAACAUGUGGUGCUACAUGUUUUCUCAGGUGACAAUCCACAGUACUGGGAGCGACAGCUGAGCACAGCCAACACCGAAGUUCUUUGCGUCGAUCUUCAAGGUGGGUGCCAUGCAAAUUUGCUGGACAAGCAUGUGUAUGGGUUCUUGCUGACGAUUGCGGCAAACUGCGAGCUCUACUUGGUGGCCCUCCGUGUCGUACAGUGUCAGCUUUGA
Molecule: messenger RNA, 2277 nt
Organism: Cladocopium goreaui
Lineage: Eukaryota; Dinophyceae; Suessiales; Symbiodiniaceae
Source: the annotation of a GenBank genome assembly